Molecule: messenger RNA, 7273 nt
Organism: Myxocyprinus asiaticus (Chinese sucker)
Lineage: Eukaryota; Metazoa; Chordata; Actinopteri; Cypriniformes; Catostomidae
Product: DNA-directed RNA polymerase, mitochondrial-like
Exons: 15
Coding region: 65-3610 (1181 amino acids)
Biological process (GO): mitochondrial transcription
Cellular component (GO): mitochondrial DNA-directed RNA polymerase complex
Molecular function (GO): DNA-directed RNA polymerase activity; mitochondrial promoter sequence-specific DNA binding; protein binding
Source: RefSeq, a predicted model, not a curated record
GUCUGAUCAAACAUGGCGGUCUUCUGCACGGGAUAACGCGGUGGUUGAUAACUGCUAUGACAGCAUGUCACUUUUGAGACUGUGUGCCUAUGCAAACGGUUUAAGUCGUAGUUUUGCGGUCGAGAGGAGUGUACGUGGAGUUUUGAAUGCCGAUUAUUGCCACCGUUGUCUCAGAAUACGGAAUAAUGGAGAUGAUUCAUGGGCUCCAAUUUACCAAAGACACUAUUCAGCCAUCCCUAAAAAGGAUGGGAAGAAAAGAUUCUGGGAACGGUCUCAUUUGUUGGAUGUUCUGGAGGCCAGGAUCCAACAGCUACAAUCUGAUGUCGCUGUAGACGUCAAACGUUCAGAAGUACAAAUUGUCAAAUUUCAGCAAAGCGGAAAGGAUCUUUUACAUGGAAAUACUCUAAAGAACUUGCCUGGUGACACAACAGAAAUGGCCAAAAGUGGGGCUUCUACUAAAAAGGGAAACACUGAAGGUGGCAUUGGUGUGUCCUUCAAAACUCACGCAAGUCGCUGGAUGGAGAAACUCGAGCGUGAAAAGUGGAAUCAACCCAAGAAACAAGCUUCACAAAGGAUUCAUGAUCAGCCAGUUACUAGUAAAAGCACCAAAGGAAGUUUGAUGGUUUCUGGUACUUCUACAAAGAUAAUCACAACUGGCAAAAGAAGCAAGACAAAAACUAAAAUAGAAGACCUCAACUCUAAUGCAUCUACCACUACCACCUCCAAAGACAUCCCAAAAAAGCCAAAAAAGAAGAUCUACAGAGUCCCCGAAAGUUCAACCACCAGUUUUCCAGGAAUGCAGAAGGUCUUAAAAAUCUCCAGUGGCCAAGUUGGCAGGGUUCCUGAGAUGUCUAGAAAAGAGGAACUAGCAGUGCCAGUAGGAAAAGAAUUGGCAGAGGAAGAGAAGCAAGAUGAAGACCACCAAACCAACCAGCAAAGUCUGACCACUGCAGAAAAGCUUCUGGAAGAUAAGGAGGGGAACUGCUACGGAGAUCCACAACUCCGAGUACGCUGUUAUUUAGAGGCAUGUGUGUUCAAUGACGAUGUUGCUCGAGCUCAGAACUGCCUUAUGUCUCAUCACCGUCACCUAUCCAGACGGAAGCAACUGUCUAUCAGCGCCUACAACAUUAUAAUGAAGAUGUGGGCUAAAAAAGGUUCCAUCAAUCACAUUCGUCGUUUGUUCAUUCUGAUUGAAGAAGCCGGUCUGAAACCCAACAUUACAUCUUACAGUGCUGCACUAGAGUGUAUGGGCCGCAUGACUGACUGCUCAUCAUGGAUCAUUCACAGGUGUCUUCAGCAGAUGGCGGUGGACGGUCUGUCGGUGGAUGAUUUGUUCAGAGAUUGUGUGUUUAAGCAGGACGAGAGAGACCUGGUUCUGAGAGCUGUGCGAAUGGUGCAGCCCGACUACCAACCCCAUGUAUCCAAAGAUCAGCCACUCUGUUCGCUGCCACUGGUGGAACAGUUCUAUGCUGAGAGGCAAGGUGCCACAUAUCCUAAACUGGACUUCAGCCUGACAGAACUGCGGGAUCGGUUCAAUCUUCAGCUGAAUAUGGAGAUGGCCAAUACCAUAACCAUCGACUCAGUGGAGGCCAUGAAGCCUGUCACAGAACACAUGGCUAAAAUGAGAGAUUUACUAGCAACCCAGCGGGCAAACUGGGAGAAAGCUCUCUUUCAGGCAUUGAAAGAGAAGAAACAGAUAUUAGCCAACAACAGCCAGAGGGCCUGGAGUACCUGCAUAUACCCUUACCUUUGUAUUCUGGAUGAUCAGGAGUAUGUGAACAUCAUGCUUCAGAGUGUAGCCAAACUGUCACCCAGUGGGGAAUCUUUACUCGUCAUGGCAGAAGAGAUGGGAACCAGAGUCCAUAAUAUGUACUGCAUCCGGCAGAAGAGCCACAGUCAGAUGAUCGAGAAGCUCGGGAACAUCUACAGCUCAUAUGCUGAACUCCUGGCAAACGAUACCAAGACCAGUGACAUGUUGCCACGGGAGUGUUGGGCGAGUCUGGAGAUGGAAAGGAGUAGCGGCCCAUCUCUUUUAAGCGACGACACCCCUUGGCCACUGGUCCUGAUGGUACAGCUUGGGUGCUUUCUGACUGACCUAAUGGUGCGUGAGCUCAAAGUCCAGAGCAACAUCCUGAACCCCACUCAAGAGGAGAAGCUCAUUCCUGUCCUCUACCACAUGUACACGUUCCGUAGCAGUCGGAAGAUUGGCUUUAUUAAGCUGCACCCUAUUGUGACCCAAAUUCAGAGGGAGGCGAUGGAAACAAAACUGACUUUUGACUCCUACGUCAUGCCUAUGCUUUGUCCGCCUGUGCCUUGGACAUCUCCUAAAAGCGGUGCUUACCUCCUGAUGCCCACCAAGCUAAUGCGUGCAACCGAUGGAGCCAUCCAGCACCAACUCCUUCUGGAGAAGAGCCGAGAUGAGGAUCUCCACGCCGUGCUGGACUCCCUCAAUCAGGUGGGCAACUGCGCUUGGAAGAUCAAUAAGCCACUGUUGGACAUUAUCAUCUCUAUCUUCAACGACAAGGGGAGCGACAAGCUCUGCAUCCCUCCGCCCUUGUCCGAAGCUCCCGAAAUUCCACGUUUUAACCCUCAUGACCCUAUAUAUACUCAAGUGGAGAAGGCCUAUAUGAAACAUGAGGGCAUUAAAGCCAAGAAGAAGGUUGCAGAGAUGCACAGUCUCCGAAUGGACGCUCUUUAUAAGCUGUCCAUCGCCAACCACGUGAGGGACAUGAUCUUCUGGUUCCCUCACAAUAUGGACUUCCGUGGCCGUACGUACCCCCGGCCGCCUUAUUUUAACCAUUUGGGAAGUGAUGUGACGAGGGCUUUGCUGCUGUUUGCUGAGGGAAGACCUCUUGGUCCUAAAGGUCUUGAUUGGUUGAAGAUCCACCUGGUGAAUCUUACUGGGUUGAAGAAGUGUAGCUCACUAGCUGGAAGACUGGAGUAUGCAGAGAGUAUCAUGGAGGAUAUUCUCGACUCGGCAGACCAUCCUCUUGAUGGUCGGAAAUGGUGGAUGAAUGCAGAUGAGCCGUGGCAGGCACUGGCUUGUUGUAUGGAGAUAGCAAAUGCCUCUCGGUCACCUGACCACACCAACUUCAUCUCCUAUUUCCCUGUUCAUCAGGAUGGCUCUUGUAACGGCCUCCAGCACUAUGCUGCUCUCGGGCGGGAUGUGAUUGGUGCUACUUCGGUGAACCUAAUGCCUUGUGAAGUUCCUCAGGAUGUGUACAGUGGUGUAGCUCAUCAGGUGGAGGAGUUCAGGGCUCGGGAUGCAGAGAAGGGUUUGAAGAUUGCACAGGUGCUGGAGGGCUUCAUCAGCAGGAAGGUGGUGAAGCAGACGGUGAUGACUGUGGUCUAUGGCGUCACUCGCUACGGGGGCCGUCUACAGAUCGAAAAGCGACUCAAGGAAAUCGAUGAUUUCCCUAAGCUCAAGAGCAGCAUGCAGAAUCUGAACAUCCACAUCAGCCAUGAUGCCAAUGAACACUUAGAAAGCAGCACCUGUGUCCGGGAAGUGUUUGACGCUUUGUUCUGGGACAUCAGUGUGGCUAGGCAGCAUACAUUAUCAUAUACGGAAGACCCUGGAGGAUUUGAAAGAAGCAGAAAGUCCCUCAAAUGAGAAGAGUGGCAUUUUGUGUUGAAAUGUCAUUUACUAAAUGCAGGGCCAACCAGAAUGGACAAUGAUUAAACAUCAGAACUUGUUUUAUCAUCUCUUGAUAUGCGUUUGCUUUGGAAAGCAACUAUGUUUUAAAAUGGUUAAGAUGAAUUUUGACAAAUUUAAGUGAUUCGCUGAGCUCGACACAUUAGCGUUGUUUUUAUAUUUAACGCUAUAUUAAAGGAAUGGUUUGACCAAAAAUGAAAUAUCUGUUAUCAUUUACUCAACCUCAACUUGUUUCAAACUCUUAUGACUUUUUGUAUUCCGUGGAACGGAAAAGGGAAAAAUUGUAAAUGAUUUACUGGUCACAAAUGAUGUCUGUUUAGCUUUCAACUGCAAAAUCACCAUAAAAGUUAUCCAAAUUACCCAUGAGAACACCUGAGAGUUCAUGAGAGAAGUAGUGAUGUCUGGUUUUUGAAUUAAUCGUUCAUUUGAGUCAGAUUUUUUAAGUGAAUUGGUGAUUCAUUCACAAAUCGGACAUUGUUACUUCUACAAUGAAUAUGCCAAGGAGAGCUAGGUAGAUGUUGAGAUUUUCAGCUAAUUAAAUGUUAGUCUAGUUCUCACCCCAAAGCUACUGUAUGACUUUAUACCACUUGGAAUAGAGCGCACAAGUCGUGUGGACCAUUUUUAUGACACUUUUAUGGUGAUAUACAUAUAUUUUUUUCAUCCUUGAAAGCUCCUGUCCCUAUUUAUUGUAACUGCAUGGAAAAAAAGUGACCAGAAUAUUCUUCAGUGUGUUUCAUUUUUCAUUCCACAGAAGAAAGAAAAUCAUACAGAUCUAAAUAAAGUCAUACAACAAUAAGUUUUUCAUUUGUGGGUGAACUAUUUUUUAAGCCUCACUGGUAACAGGUUGUGUACACUGAGCCACAGUAACGUUGCCUAUUCGACCAACAGCGUAUCUCCCAAAUUUUCAUGCAUCAGUAAGGUACUGUCAUCCAUCCACCAUUUUACAGUAUGUUUACAAGUCAACAUCAUCUUUUAUUAAACAAACUCUGUUCGUCAAACUGAAUCUCCAAAUGUUCAAUCCAUACACCAGCAUCUGGUCUUUAAUACCAUCACUUAAUUUCACAGUUUGCAGAGCUUUACCCACAGCUUGGCUUAUACCACACCAAUGAAAUAUCUUCCAGGCUAGGUCUGCUUGCUUCAGAUGACAAUUAUCUCAGUGACCUUCCCCCAAAAGGUGCCAGGACAUGAUUAAAAACCACUUACAAUGGGCCUCACUUUUGCGCACUUAUACUUCUCUAUCGCUGCCUGAUAGGUGACAGCCACAACAGAACUCGCUAUGACAGGAAUCACAUUAACAGAAGCUAGGGUGACGAAAAGGGAACCCCCCCUUGUCCAAGACAAAGUGCUCAUGGCUAGACAGAUAGCCGCCACUGCAAUUGUACAUCCCUCCCAGGCUUUGAGAAAUAGCAGAUAUCAUCAGGUGUAGCUGCAAAAAAAAAAAAAAAGAAACUACUGUCCAGUUCAACUCAAGACCAAGUGACAGGCUGUACAUACCCUUGUCUAAGCUGUAAAGAAUUACUUCAUGACAGUAUACCACUCUUCAAGUGUCAGCCAUACUUCAAGUUGUUAAAAGAAAAAUUAAGCCUUCAAGUUGAUCUAAUAAAAGUUUGAAUAAUUCCAUAGAAAAAUGUACAUCUAGCCCUUCAUUGUGAAGUUUGGUCAUAGGAUCUAUUUAAUGACAUUACAUUUGAGCAGUUUCGAUAUUGAAUCGAGGGUGAUGCCCAGUGAUUAUUUGAUUGUUCACCCAGUGAUCAUUUGAUUGUUCGAAAUUUGGAAUAGACUACUCUGUGAUCCCUUAGAGAGAAAUGAAUUGGGGCGUUCAGACUUAACGCGUUCUUGCUUUAAAAAAAAAAAAAAAAAAGCUAGAUGCAGAGGCGCAUUAUAACAAGGCAUCUAAAAAAACAUGGGGCUUCUGCACAAGACGCUGAAAAAAACAACGAGAUUUGGCGCAACUAGUGAUGCAUCAAAGUGAAAAUUCUUGGCCGAAACAGAAACCAAAAAUUCUAGACACACUGGGCCAACAACAGAGCAAUGCUCAUUUACUGAAUGCGCUGUACAUGCAGACUGCAUAUUUACUUAUUAAACGCAACCUUGCGAUUCACUCUGUUUCCACUCCUGCACUCUGGCAAAGACUGAACUGGAGUUUUCACACCCAUGCAUUCAAAGGUUCCUCAAGUUGUCUAAUUAGAGCCUGAAAAGACCCUCAUUAACGAAGAGACUUAAAUGAUGAAAUUAAGAGGGUGGCAACGACCUAAAGCCCUUUCUGAAGCAAAAUUCCCACCCAUCAAGAUAUGAUUUCCAACACAAAGUAAAGCAGGUCUCUAAAGCAGAUAAUCUGUUAGCAGCUGUUGAUACUUUCUAGACACAUUCAGUACUCGGUAUGCUACUAAUAAGAGUUAAUUUAAAGCCCUUAAAGUCCAGACUAUCAUCUACAACAGAGAUGAGAUCAACAAAGAAAAGCCUCCUUCAACCGUAGUUGCUGCCACCAGCCCUGCGGUCUACGGACAACCUAUACAUUAUGGUCCAGAGAGAGUUCGCUGAUUAAAAACAGCAUCUGAACAAGCGUAAACAAAAUGCAGCGCCUCUUGAUGGCAGUUUACUAACAAUUGCUUAAUAAUCAGUGGCUGCGUUUAGAGGCAACCUAAUAAUUCGGUAAUAAUUCGAUAGCUCAAUGGAAUUGAAAAACCUUGAUGUAAACAGCUAAGUCGAUCCGAUUGAACUCGAUCAGAAUGAAAUUUCCAUCUGAUUGAAAAGGGUCGUGUAAACCUAAAAUAAUAUGUUAAAUAGAAGAAUAUUAGCCAUGUAAACCUUUGAAUCUGACAACAUUCUCAGUCGGAUAAAAACCCUUUAUCGCUUUUACAUUUGACUCUGCCACGUAAAGUAUUACCGUUUUCAAAAAUGUUAACUUGCAAAACUACUUUUUGGUAUUGCAUUUACAAGCAUGUGAAAUACAGCCUAUUUCUCUGGCAUUCUAACAUUGGCUUUGGAAUAUGGAUGGAAAUCAUAAGGAAUUUAACGAUUAACAAUUCUGGUUCCUAUACCGAUUUUCAGAGUUUGACAAUUCCUUUUCCUUAAUGAUUCGAUUAACGAAUCUUUUACUUAUAUGUUUACUUUAUCUACUCGCGACCAAUUCAUUGCAAAGAACUGACUGAAAAGAAGUGUUUGUUUACAAAUUUGUUUGGACAUUGUUAGCGGGAAAUGCUGUCAGAGGAUUUUAGUAUGCCAUUCAGUUUGCAUCAAUAGAAGAAUGCAGACAUUCAAGAACCAUUAACUGAACCAAAUGUCUUGAAAAUAAUUUAGAUUUAUUUCUCCCUUCUUUCCUUCCUUCCUUUCUUUCUAUAUACAACCUGAUAUAGAGCUGUAUAAUAUAAUGUUUUCAGGCAGAAUAAGCACACACAUUACUCUCAGCCAGUCUAGUAGGUGCACUAAGUUCAUGUGUGUGUCCAUCUUGGAUGAUAAUUAAGAGUGACCUACCUGUUCAGUGAUGUAUAGCUCCAGACACUACAGGUGUAGAUAUGGCCGUUGUGGAUAUGGUUACACUGGCCUUAAUUACUCAUGAGUGUGUGAGAGAGAAUGAGUGUGCACUUCAUACAAGACAGUCUUUCCUCCUUUUCUUGUGCC